AAACAUCUUUCUUAAUUUUUUUCUCAUUACAUUUCGAGACAAAAAGCAUUUGGGGGUGGAAAUGAAAUAUUAAAUAUUAGGAGUUUUUUUUUCUAUUUGAAAUUAGUUUGGUAAUUGUAUUAAACAGUGUGGUACAAAAGCGAUAUUUCUUAAAAACGUUUCCUAUUCAAUAUUUUGAAAAUAAAAAGAAAAUCAUCGGUGAAAUAAAAAAUAAAAUGAAUGAAGGUUCAAGUUCACAAAUUGAAUAUGCAAGUGAAACAGAGCUACUGGCAGAUUUUAAGAAACACAUGUGUGAUCCGGCAAAUCUAGAACGCGCAACAAAUUAUCUGUAUAAUUCAUUAGUUGACGAAACCAUUAUGGGAGUUGUAUUCGAAUUACACUAUUUACACAAAACAGGUCUCGAUGUUGCAAUUGAGGGUGAACCUGAAGAUCCAACUAAAUUCAGUAUUGUAGACAUGCCCGAUAUGGAUGUAUUUGGUUCGACAAAUACCAAGAAAGCUGUAGAUUGUACAUGUCCAAAUUGUGACCGGCCUGUGGCAUCAUCACGUUUUGCGCCACAUUUGGAAAAAUGCAUGGGAAUCGGACGUAAUUCAUCGAGAAUUGCGAGUCGACGAAUAGCCAAUUCUCGUGAUGGAAAUAAUUACUUUGGCAAUAAUAUUAGUGACGAUGAAGAUGAUGCGGAUUGGUCGAGUGAUAAAAAGAAAAAGAAAAUUCAAUCAAUGCGAACAAAUGGAUCGAAAAAGAAUGGCAAAUAAAAGCGAAAUAACAUCUCAAAAUAUAACAAACAAACAUUUAUUAAGACCUUAAAUAGUUUUUUUUUCUUCAAUUUGAUACUUAUUUAUUUAUAUGAAGAUAUUUUUGUAGAACGUAAAUAAACCAAUUAGUUGUCUGCGUGUUUCAUUCACCGUACCUCCCAAGAAAAUAGCCGAAUAACUUUAUUUUGACUUCU
Messenger RNA from Contarinia nasturtii (swede midge), 949 nucleotides. RefSeq names its product SAGA-associated factor 11 homolog (gene Sgf11). Gene Ontology annotation, biological process: positive regulation of DNA-templated transcription; regulation of transcription by RNA polymerase II. The coding region runs from base 216 to 755 and encodes 179 amino acids. Gene Ontology annotation, molecular function: transcription coactivator activity. The transcript is spliced from 3 exons. The record is from RefSeq and is a predicted model, not a curated record. Gene Ontology annotation, cellular component: SAGA complex; DUBm complex. NCBI's taxonomy places the organism in Eukaryota, Metazoa, Arthropoda, Insecta, Diptera, Cecidomyiidae.